Indicator indicator is the source of this 2466-nucleotide messenger RNA. RefSeq names its product heterogeneous nuclear ribonucleoprotein K (gene HNRNPK). The transcript is spliced from 15 exons. Lineage: Eukaryota; Metazoa; Chordata; Aves; Piciformes; Indicatoridae. Gene Ontology annotation, cellular component: cytoplasm; nucleus. The coding region runs from base 81 to 1373 and encodes 430 amino acids. Gene Ontology annotation, molecular function: mRNA binding. Gene Ontology annotation, biological process: regulation of mRNA splicing, via spliceosome; regulation of transcription by RNA polymerase II. The record is from RefSeq and is a predicted model, not a curated record.
UUUUGAUCCCGCCCAGAAUACUUUUUCUCUGCAAGGAUAUAUAAUAGUGGUUUUGCCUGUCCAUUUAAGAAGAGAAGGCAAUGGAGACUGAACAACAGGAAGAGACAUUUACCAACACAGAGACAAAUGGUAAAUUUGGCAAACGUCCAGCAGAAGAUAUGGAGGAAGAACAGGCCUUCAAGAGAUCUCGGAACACAGAUGAGAUGGUUGAAUUACGCAUCCUUCUUCAGAGCAAAAAUGCUGGAGCAGUGAUUGGGAAAGGUGGCAAAAAUAUUAAGGCACUUCGUACAGACUACAAUGCCAGUGUUUCAGUCCCAGACAGCAGUGGCCCCGAGCGCAUCUUGAGCAUAAGUGCAGAUAUAGAGACAAUUGGAGAAAUCCUGAAGAAGAUUAUCCCUACUUUAGAAGAGUAUCAACACUACAAAGGCAGUGACUUUGACUGCGAAUUAAGACUUCUCAUUCACCAAAGUUUGGCAGGAGGAAUUAUAGGUGUCAAGGGUGCUAAAAUUAAAGAACUCAGAGAGAACACUCAGACGACCAUUAAGCUCUUCCAAGAGUGUUGUCCUCAUUCUACUGACAGAGUAGUUCUUAUUGGUGGAAAACCUGAUAGAGUCGUUGAAUGUAUUAAGAUUAUCUUGGAUCUUAUCUCUGAGUCUCCAAUAAAAGGACGGGCCCAGCCUUAUGAUCCAAAUUUCUAUGAUGAAACAUACGACUAUGGUGGCUUCACAAUGUUUGAUGAUCGAAGGGGACGUCCAGUAGGCUUUCCAAUGCGUGGAAGAGGAGGUUUUGAUCGAAUGCCCCCUGGUCGUGGUGGACGACCUAUGCCUCCAUCAAGAAGAGAUUAUGAUGAUAUGAGCCCUCGCAGAGGACCUCCACCACCUCCACCAGGUCGUGGUGGUAGAGGUGGCAGCAGAGCUCGUAAUCUUCCCCUUCCUCCUCCACCACCUCCUCGUGGCGGAGAUCUUAUGUCCUAUGACCGAAGAGGCAGACCAGGAGACCGUUACGAUGGCAUGAUGAUGCAGUGUCAUGUGGAUGCCUGUGAUGAUAUGCAGCCUCCAGAGUUGUUCGAGGGUGGCUCUGGAUAUGACUAUUCUUACGCAGGGGGGCGUGGUUCAUACGGAGAUCUUGGGGGACCUAUUAUCACGACACAAGUAACAAUUCCCAAAGAUUUGGCAGGAUCUAUUAUUGGAAAGGGAGGACAGAGAAUCAAACAAAUACGUCAUGAAUCAGGAGCUUCGAUCAAAAUUGAUGAACCAUUAGAAGGCUCAGAAGAUCGGAUAAUAACUAUUACGGGAACACAGGACCAGAUACAAAAUGCACAGUAUUUACUGCAAAACAGUGUGAAGCAGUAUGCAGAUGUUGAAGGAUUCUAAUGCAAGAUUAUUUUUUCUUUUUUAUAGUGUGAAGCAGUAUUCUGGAAAGUUUUUCUAAGACUAGUGAAGAACUGAAGGAGUCCUGCACCUUUUUUUUUUUUUUUUUUUUUAAUCUGCUUCUGUUUAAAAAGCCAACAUUCCUCUGCUUCAUAGGUGUUCUGCAUUUGAGGUGUAGUGGAAUAUUUGCUGUCCACCAGAUGUAAUGUUUUAGUUCCUUACAAAUACAUGGGGGUGGAAGGACAGGGCGCACGAGACUAACAUUGGAAUUUUGAAGCAGCAGCAGAGAGAGUGGAUUUUAUUUUUGUUCAUUGUUGGUGGUAAAUGUUAAUGUCUUUAUGUAAUUGUUGUGAAUGCCCUGCGUUUAUGUACACUGUAUCUUUUUUUUGAAGUGGGGAGGACACUGGUAGUCCACAUGUCCCUGACAUCCUUUGAGAGCAGUGUGCAGAAUGUAAUGCUCUUUUGUAAGAAACAGUUUAUGAUUUUUGAAAUAAAUUUAGUGAACCUGUCCUUGGUGGUUAUUUUUCUUCAGAUUUACAUGAGGUAAUAUCCAAAAUGGAUAUACUCUUCCCCUCCUCCCCCUUCCACUUUGCAUAAAUUAAAUUUGCUGUUAAGCUUGCUCUUCUGCUUCUUUAACAUAGACGGAGUUAUGUGAGGUUUUUUACAAAUUAAAGAAAUGUUGUGAAAGCAAAGACUGAUUUUUGGGGAAAAUGCAAAAAUAUUCAUGCGAAUGUGUAAAACAUUUUUUUGGAAGUGUUUGGCCCUCUUUGCAGUACAUAUAUAUAUUGGUGACAGUAUACAAAUAUUUUAAAACUUCGUGAUGUCACUGAGCAAACAGUGGUAAAGUACACCUGGUUAUAGACAGCUUGCUUAAUGCAGAUAACACUGUUAGAAAUGACAGUUGCUGUACCAUUACUGAAUUAUAGUUGUUUUCUGAGCUUUCAUUUGUAUGAGGUAGAAGUUCUUAUAAAUCAGCAAAUUGAUGAUAUCUAACUGUAACUUGGUUUUCGUUGUAUGCAAAACUUAAACUUAUUUGGUUUUCCCUAUUGUAUGUUGAAUUCCUUAGGAAUUUUGUGGAAAAAAAAAAAUAAAAAAU